GCACCUCCUACACUUGCCCAUCCCCCUCGCCAGAAGGCAUAAAACCAUCCAGACUUGCUUGCAGCUUCACUCGAAGACGCCAUUUUGUCAUUGCGAGAAGACGCAGAGUUUGACUAAGGUUACAACAUGAGCGGAUGUCGUGUGUUCAUUGGUCGUCUAAGCCCGCACGCUCGGGAGAGAGACGUCGAGAAGUUCUUCAAGGGCUACGGACGCAUCCGGGAGAUCAACCUGAAAAAUGGCUUUGGCUUUGUGGAGUUUGAUGACCACAGGGAUGCGGAUGACGCAGUGUACGAACUUAACGGAAAAGAGCUGUGUAGUGAGAGGGUGACCAUUGAGCACGCUCGGUCCCGCCGAGGCAGAGGGGGAGGCCCAGGCAUGGGCGGGCGCUUCUCCCCGCGGUUUGGAGGAUACCGCCAGUCCCGCAGUGGGGGCUCCAGGUAUGGGCCUCCUGUUAGGACGGAACACAGAAUCAUCGUAGAGAAUCUGUCGUCCCGGAUCAGUUGGCAGGACCUGAAAGACCUGAUGAGAAAGGUGGGAGAUGUGACAUUUGUGGAUGCCCAUAGAACCAACAAGAACGAGGGGGUAGUUGAGUUUGCCACCCGCAGUGAUAUGAAAAACGCCAUCGAGAAGCUGGACGGCACAGACCUGAACGGCCGCAAGCUGAAGCUGUACGAGGACCGGAAGAGGAGCCAUAGCAGAAGCCGGUCCCGUAGCUCCUCCCGAUCCCGAUCCCGAUCCCGCUCCAAGUCAGCCAGCCGCAGCCGGAGCCGUGACAGGGAGCGUGACAGCAAGCGGUCCAGGAGCCGCUCGCGCUCUGCCAGCCGCUCGCCAGAGAAGAAGCCAUCAGCCGGACGCUCCGAAGCGCAGUCACCCUCCCGCUCCAGAUCGCCGUCACCCUCCGCCCCGAAGAAGCAGUCUCGCUCUCGCUCUGCGUCCACCGAAAGCCAGCAUUGAGGGGGGUGUGUGGGGGGUGG
This is a messenger RNA of Electrophorus electricus (electric eel), 974 nucleotides long. RefSeq names its product serine and arginine rich splicing factor 5a (gene srsf5a). The record is from RefSeq and is a predicted model, not a curated record. Gene Ontology annotation, molecular function: mRNA binding. NCBI's taxonomy places the organism in Eukaryota, Metazoa, Chordata, Actinopteri, Gymnotiformes, Gymnotidae. Gene Ontology annotation, cellular component: nucleus; cytoplasm.